Molecule: messenger RNA, 1110 nt
Organism: Aspergillus mulundensis
Lineage: Eukaryota; Fungi; Ascomycota; Eurotiomycetes; Eurotiales; Aspergillaceae
Exons: 5
Coding region: 1-1110 (369 amino acids)
Source: RefSeq, a predicted model, not a curated record
AUGGCGUGGCCAAACAAGAACAAGGACAUGAUCUACCGCCGAGUAGGCAAUUCAGGACUGCAUGUCUCUGCGCUGGGCCUAGGGGGUUGGCUAACUUUCGGUGGCCAUGUCGGCAAUGGUGAGUACCAUUUUACAGAAUUUGCCUUGGUGAAGAAAGCACUGACAUCAUCCUAUGCAGAGACUGCAUUUGAAUGCAUGAAGCAAGCAUAUGACUGUGGUAUCAACUUCUUCGACACGGCCGAAAGUUAUGCCGGUGGUCAAUCUGAGAUCGUCAUGGGCCAGGCCAUCAAGAAAUAUGGGUGGAAGCGAAGCGACAUCGUUAUCAGUACCAAACUCAACUGGGGCCUCGCAAACGGGGAGAUUCUCAUCAACAACCAUGGCUUGUCCCGCAAGCAUAUCAUCGAGGGCACGAAGGCGUCACUGGAACGGCUCCAGCUGGAAUAUGUUGACAUAAUCUAUGCCCACCGCCCAGAUCGGUUGACACCAAUGGAGGAAACGGUCAGAGCAUUUAACUUCGUCAUUGAAAAGGGCUGGGCCUUCUAUUGGGGGACCUCAGAGUGGUCGGCAGAUGAAAUUGCAGAGGCAUGUGGCAUUGCCAAAUCCUUGGGUCUAAUUUCUCCCAUUGUCGAACAACCACUUUACAACAUGCUCGACCGUGAGAAGGUUGAAGGGCAGUACCAGCGACUGUAUUCGAGGUUUGGGAUAGGUCUAACGACCUUCUCGCCGUUGAAGAUGGGGCUUCUCAGUGGGAAAUAUAACAACGCGUCGGCACCUCCUCCAGGCUCUCGCUUUGCGGAGAGUAAAGACAAGUUCGCUCGCGGAGCACGAGAUACCUGGGAUAGUGAGCAGUGGGCGGGCAAUGUCAAGAAGAUCGCUGGAUUACAGUCUUUGGCGGAUAAGCUUGAUGUAAAGCUGUCGCAGCUCGCCCUUGCCUGGUGCUUGAAAAAUGAACAUGUCGCCUCCGUCAUUACCGGUGCCUCACGACCCGAGCAAAUCAUCGACAACGUGAAGAGCCUAGAGAUACUGCCAAAAUUGACACCCGAGAUUAUGGCGGAAGUGGACGAGUACCUUCAAAAUCGGCCAGCGCAGGAUCCUGCGAGGCAAGAUUAA